CCCUUCCUAUGCUCCAUAUAUAGAGAGAAGCGUAGGGUUCAAUAGAAAUGUGAGUCUUUUUUUCUGGGGUUUUUUUCUCCCCCUUCGUUCGAUCGGAUUUGCAGCCUGGAUUUGCGAUUUUCCUCUAGUGCUCUGCUAGACGCAGGACCUCAGCCAGCACCGGUUGGUUGUGAAAAGCCCGAACUGAUUUCUUUUUCCUGCUUCCCAUUAUUUUGGCUUAAUAAUGGCCAAAAGGAGCUCUUUGUUCAUUCGAAUAGUGGAAGGGAAAAAUCUACCAGCCAAAGACAUUACAGGCAGCAGUGACCCUUACUGCAUUGUGAAAAUUGACAAUGAAGCCAUUAUCAGGACAGCCACUGUGUGGAAAACACUAUUUCCUUUCUGGGGCGAAGAAUACGAAGUCCACCUCCCCCCCACCUUCCACUGCGUGUCAUUCUAUGUCCUGGACGAAGAUGCACUCAGCCGGGACGACGUCAUCGGGAAGGUCUGCAUCACCCAAAGCCUGUUGGCUGAGCACCCAAAAGGCUAUAAUGGCUGGCUGAACCUCACCGAAAUUGACCCAGACGAGGAAGUUCAGGGGGAAAUCCAUCUCCAGAUUGAGAUCGUUGACAGCGGUGCCGUGAGAAAGCUGCGCUGCACUGUGUUUGAUGCCAGAGAUUUGGCCCGGAAAGACAGAAACGGAGCCUCUGAUCCCUUCGUCAGAGUCCGCUAUAAUGGCAAGACGCAGGAAACUUUGGUGAUCAAAAAAUCUUGCUACCCAAGGUGGAACGAGACCUUUGAGUUCGACCUGGACGAGUCGGCGGUGGAGAAGCUCUGUGUCAUCGAGGUCUGGGAUUGGGAUCUCGUCAGCAGGAACGAUUUUCUGGGAAAGGUAGUAUUCAAUGUCCAAGGGCUACAGGCCGUCCAACAAGAGGAAGGGUGGUUUAUGCUCCGACCGGACAAAUCAAAGCCAAGGCGGGACGAGGGCAACCUGGGCUCCCUACAUCUCCAGUUGCAGCUUCGGGAUGAGACGGUGCUUCCGUCCAUCCACUACCAGCCUCUUGUCCAGCUUCUGUGUCAGGAAGUUAAAGCAGGUGCCCAGCCGCUCCCCUUCUUUUUUUCCUCCUGGCAGGACGGGAAAGUCCAUUUAAUAACCCUGAUUGACGACACCACGACCGCCGAGUGCAGGCAGGAAGUUGCCGUCAACCUUGUCAAGCUCUUCAUGGGCCAAGGGUUGGCCAAAGAGUUCUUGGACCUCCUCUUCAAACUGGAACUGGAUAAAACAGAUGAGCCAAACACUCUGUUUCGAAGCAACUCUCUGGCCUCUAAGUCAAUGGAGUCAUUUCUGAAGGUGGCAGGGAUGCAGUACCUCCACAAAGUCCUUGGGCCGACAAUCAACCGAGUGUUUGAAGAGAAGAGAUGCGUUGAGCUGGACCCCAGCAAAGUGGAGAGCAAGGAUAUUGGCUGCUCCAGCCUCCAUCGUAUCCAGAGCGAAAGUGACGUCAUCCAGCAGAGCGCUCAGCACCUUCGGUCCUAUCUCGGCGACCUGCUUGGCACCAUCUCCAAAUCCGCCAAGGCGUGUCCUGCCAUCAUCCGCGCCACUUUCCAGCUGCUCUUCAAGAGGGUUGGGGAGCAGUUCCCUGAAGAGAAGGACCAGAACGUGAAAUUCAUCGCCAUCACCAGUUUCCUCUGCCUUCGUUUCUUCUCUCCGGCCAUCAUGUCCCCCAAAUUGUUCCACCUGCAGGAGAAGCACGCAGACGCCCGCACCAGCCGCACCCUCCUGCUCCUGGCCAAGGCUGUUCAGAACGUGGGGAACAUGGACGCCGGUGUCAGCCGCACCAAGGAACCCUGGAUGGCUCCACUGCAGCCCACCAUCCAACAGGGCGUCGCACAGAUGAAGCGGUUCCUCCUCCAAUUGAUUGACAUUGAGGAGAAAGAAGAAUUGGACCCGCAGAAGUCCCCCUCCCUGCAGACCCAGGUUGUGAAAGAAGGGCCUCUGUUUAUCUAUAAGGCCAGAAGCAAAGGCCCUCUCCUCUCAUCCUCCUUUAAGAAGCUCUACUUCUUCCUAACCAGCGAAGCCCUCACCUGUGCCAAGACACCAAGCUGCAAGAAAAGCUCCUUCAUCACACCAGCCAGCAUCCGGGCGGCCGAAAAGGUGGAGGAGAAGAGCUUUGGCAACUCUCAUGUCAUGCAGAUCAUCUACGCCAACGAGGCCGGACAGACAGACACGGCUUACCUGCAGUGCAAGUGUGUGAAUGAGCUCAACCAGUGGCUGUCGGCCUUGCGGAAGGUUUGUGUGAACAACGCAGGGAUGCUGUGCUCCUACCACCCCGGCGUCUUCCGAGGAGACAAAUGGAGCUGCUGCCACCAAAAGGACAAAGGCGGACUGGGCUGUGACAAAACCCGGCAUGGAGUUACGCUGCGGGAAUGGAAUGACCCCUUGGAUCCCGACUUAGAGGCUCAGUUGAUUUUCCGACACUUGCUUGGGGUGCGAGAAGCAAUGAGGGAAAAAUAUUUGGAACUAUCAACUCUGGAGAAAAAUGAAAAUCUUCAUUUGACCCAGAAUGAAGACCCUGAAAAUGCCGAUGGACCUAGCCGGCUUUUCCAGGUGUUGCAAGAUCUUGAAGAAAUUCACAGUAAGGAGCUUUCCCGGUUGAGUGACUUGGCCAACCAGGACCGAAAUCAUCUUGUGGAACUGCAGACGUGACUGUUCGCACAGGCUAGGCCCACGUCUGCCUCCUUUGGGCAGUUCUGCUGCCAAACAUCUGGAAUAGAGGGUGUUUCUCCUCUUUCUGUCUCUCUUUCUCUCUCUCUCUCUCUCUCUCUGGACUUGUGAUCAUCUGAUGAGAUGGAAAUGGGAUAGAGUGGGGCCCUGAUUCUCGUAACCUGCAUCACCUUUCCUUUUGGGAACGACUCUCCCUGCCAAGUCCUCUGAACUCUGAAGACAAAACUGAGAUCAAUUUAGGAGACCCAACACAAAAGCAUUCAUCUUCACCAGUCUAAAAAACAGCAACUAUAGGGUUGCCAUAUUUCAAAAAUUUUGGAGCUUUUUUAAAGGAAAACCCGCAAGGUUGUUUUUUUUAUGCCCUAAACAACUACUGUAGAAGUUCAGCCCCUAGCCUUAAUGGAACACCAAAGCUGGUUGUUUUAUUGCCUGCGAUUUUCAUCCAGAACUUUGCAUUCUUGAGAACUGCAGAUUUAACUGUUUGAAAAUAAUAAGAAAAAGUAGGUUUCUAGAUCUCGUGACAGAGGUGAUUUGAAAAUACGUACCAGCGGUCUACUGUGUUUGAGGGUGAAGCAGUGAGUGGCCAGAAGCGAGGCCUUGGCGUUGUAGUGGAUAGCUCAGUCAAGAUGUUAGCCUAGUAUGUUACCAGUGUGAAAAAGGUAAAUUCCAUGCUAGGAAAGAAAUUGAAAACAGAACUGCCAGUUAUCCUGUUGCUGUUAAACAAAUCUAUGGUGCGGCCACAUUUUGAGUGCUGUGUCGCCUCACCUAAAAAGGAUAUUGUAGAGUCGGAAAAGGUUCAGGAAAGGGACAUGAUCAAGGGGAUUCCCUUUUUCGUUUCGAGAAAAGGCGAGCCAGAAGAUGGUCGCUUGAUGGAAGUAUAUAAAAUUCUGCAUGUCAUGCAGAAAUGGAUAGAGAAGUUUUUCUCCCUCUCUCUCAUUAGGCUAGAACUUGUAGACAUUCUGUGAAGCUUUAUGUUGGAAGGUUCAGGAUAAAAUAAAGGACUUCAUGUAGCGCAUAACUCAAUCCCUCCCACAGGAGGCAGUGAUGGCCACCAACUUGGAUGGUUUCAAAAGAGGUUUAGACAAAUUCAGGGAGGAGAGGACUAUCAUUGCCUACUAGCCAUGAUGGUGGUUUAUCAGCCUGCACUGACCGAGGCAGCAGUUUUUUCUGGAGACCAGUUGCUGGAAGCCACAGGAAGGGCGAGAGCUCUUGCGUUCGGAUCCUGCUUCUGAGUUUCCCACAGGGAUCUAGUUGGUUGCUGUGAGAACAGGACGCUGGGCUGUUCCAACAGGCUGUUCUUAUGUUGCUCUUUAUUUCUUCCUUUUGUGGCCUUUCCACAUGUACCCCUAGGCAGCUAGCAGUCUGAAUACUGGGGAAUGGGAGAGUCCACCCUCUCAACUCCAUGUGAGUUCUUGCUGAUAUGAUGAGCAAUGGUUCUCCCAGAAAGGCCACAUUAUCUGGAAAAAAGGGGUCCCUAGCUGGGAUUAAAGCCGGCCCUACCGUUGUCCAGGCUACUGCAGAUAACAGAUUGGAAUUAAAAGACAGAGCUGUUGAGAAAGAGAGAGAACUGCAGCCUUGGCUUACAAGCUUAGAUGGCUUUGAAAGAGGCUUUGAGAAGUCCAUGGAGGAGAGGUCUACUAGCCAUGCUUAAAAGCAGUGUACCUCCCAAUGCCAGAUGUUGGUGACCUUGGACCAUGGAAGAGAGUUGUUGGCCUCAUGUCCUGUUUGUGGACUUCCUUGUUGGCCACUCUAGGGAAAUAGGGUGCUGGAUCUGGUCUGAUCUAGCAGGACUUUCAUGACUUGAUUUGUAGUCUAUGGUUACUAUAAUUGGGCAGAGGUGGAAACGGUGCCAUUUGAGUCUUCUGCCUCAACCCUGCAAAUACCUCUGAGCUAGACCAGGUGGGAUAUAUAUAUUUCCAAGCUCAGCAGUAGCUCUAGGCACGGGAGGAAUUUUAAAAUUUGCAUGCAAUAAAACAAAUGAGUAUAUGCCAUUGCAUGGGGGAAAAUAGUUGAAUGGAGGGUGUUGUUGGACUCCAACUCCCAUCAUCCUUGACCAUCAUCUGGGCCUAAUGGGAGCUGGAGUCUAACUACAUCCAGAGGGCCACUUAUUCUCUAUCCCUGGAAUGGCUGUUUGAUCUGUCUGGACAGCUGCACCUCCAAGCCAGCAGUCACACGUGAUGUAGAAUAAAGUCUCUUUUAUCACAC
This is a messenger RNA of Podarcis muralis (Common wall lizard), 4906 nucleotides long. Lineage: Eukaryota; Metazoa; Chordata; Lepidosauria; Squamata; Lacertidae. The record is from RefSeq and is a predicted model, not a curated record.